AUGGUGCUUGCUUGGCGCCCGGACAAGAAGCCGAACACGGAACUCCUAGCUCUAGGAUAUUGGAUCUUGGCGGAGUGCGAGUCUAACAUUGCUGAACUGGAGAACAUGACCAUGCGACUUGAGGAGGAACAAAAACGAGCCAGCACACUGUCUACGGUGAACGGGAUGCUGCGAGACCAGAUGGAUCAGGCGCAAGUGCAGAAUAAGUUCCUCGCCUCCGAGAAUGCCAAACUGCAUGACGAGCUGUUGGAAAUGCAGCAUUCCUGCGAUCGUCGAGCAGCCCAAUGGCAGGAGGAUGAGGCCUCCAUGAAUGAACUCAUGUCCAAGCAGCAUGAUCGACUCAUCGGCCUGUGGAAGGAGGUCUCCUCUGUGCGGAGGCAGACGGCUGAACUGAAGAUCGGUCUUCAAGAUCAUAUCAAUGAGUCCAAGAGCGAGAUCGGUCAGGCCAUGCGAUCCUGUUCACUAGCCGGUGAAAAGCUCACCAAUCGACUGAAAGGGCAGAUUGAAAACUUGAAAGUAAGCUGGUCGCUUUCGAAAAAAGACUUGGCAUGCUGA
Dibothriocephalus latus is the source of this 555-nucleotide messenger RNA. Lineage: Eukaryota; Metazoa; Platyhelminthes; Cestoda; Diphyllobothriidea; Diphyllobothriidae. The record is from the annotation of a GenBank genome assembly.